This is a messenger RNA of Bathycoccus prasinos, 1374 nucleotides long. RefSeq lists its product with no specific name. The transcript has a single exon. Bases 1 to 1374 code for a protein of 457 amino acids. NCBI's taxonomy places the organism in Eukaryota, Viridiplantae, Chlorophyta, Mamiellophyceae, Mamiellales, Bathycoccaceae. The record is from RefSeq and is a predicted model, not a curated record. Gene Ontology annotation, molecular function: sialyltransferase activity.
AUGCAUCCUCAUGCGAUGGUCCCUAAAAGUAAAGAAAAAGGAAUCCGAGUGCGGCGAUCGUCGAUGGAGAAAACUAUCUUUUGCGUCUUGAUUGUGAUUGUGAUUUGGAGAGGGAUCGCGGUGUCUGGAUUGUUCUCCGAUUCUGAUUCUUCUUCUUCGAUGAUGAUGGGUCGUCAAAACGAGAACGAUGAUUUCGAAAUCGGUUUAGGAGGAGGAUUUAAAAGGAGUAACAACGAGGACGAGGAAACCGAGGAUUACGGCGGCGAUGGUGCCGAGGAGAAGAAGGUUUCUGAUGACAUCAGUGGUGGGAGUAGUAGUAGUAAGAGUAAGAGUAAUAGUAAUAGCGGUAGUAAAAGGAGUAGCGAGAGCAAUAGCGAGAGUAACCCAACGAGAGGAGGAGGAGGAGGAGGAAGAGGAGGAGGAAAAAGUGGUGGCACGAGUAGCAGAAGUAACGAGAAACGAGCGAGCGGGGGUACCGCGGCGAGGAGCAACAGUCGAACGCAAAAGAUGGAAGACGACAUCUUCGAGACGCUGCGAGACGAUUCGCAGCCGCUCGUCACGCACAAGAGGUUAUUUAUAGUGAAUAAACCGGUCAAUCCUGAGGACCCGAAAGAUUCUCGGACGAAGCCGGUUUUGCAACACUGGUUGGAAUCAACGACAGGCGAUACGAACGAGACGUUGAUUUAUCACUUUCCGAGAAGUUUGUUCGAACAGUUGCCGUUGGACGAGCCAAAGUUCGAGUUUAAAACCUGUGCGGUGGUUGGAAAUUCCGGAGUAACUUUGUUGAAAGAAUACGGGGAGGAAAUCGAUAACCACGACGCGGUCAUACGGAUUAACAUGGCGCCUAUUCGCGGGUUUGAGAAGUACGUCGGGAAACGCACGACCUUCGACGUGGUGAAUUCGCACAACGUGAGAGAGAUUUUACAAGGCGUGCGCAGAUGGCGUCCGGCGAACGAAGGCGAAACUAAACUGGUCUUGUUUGAAACCGCCAGUCAUUUUGCGAGAUAUCACCUCUGUCAACCGCUUUUGAAGAAAUACGGCGCGGAAAAUGCGAUUUUACUCAACCCGUUGUUCUCCAAUCGAGCGCAUUCGCUCUGGAUCAAACUGAAAGAACUUUUGGAAAAGACGAAAAACAGUCAAUACAACCGCAAACCAAUGAGUGGGUUCUUUGCCGUUUUAUACGCGUUGCAAAUGUGCGAAAAAGUCGAUCUCUACGGUUUCGACGCCUACACGUCCAGGAAAAAAUCCUACCGAUACCACUAUUUCGACAACGUCCAAGGCUUCACGGACGUCCACUCGUUCGAUUUAGCCAUCGAAGUGUUCAAGUUUAUCGCCAAGAAAGGCACUAAAGGCGGGUUGACCAUUAACGUUUAA